AAGAAAAAAAGAAGAAGAAUAUUUACAAUGCCCUUUGGGUAUGGGGCCAAAACUAAAAGAAAGGAAGCAAAGAAGGAAUUGGAGCAGUGUAUCAGCUUGAUCUCUGAGUAACCGUCUCUGAGGCUUGAGGCUCGGGAAACCUAAUUCUUACUCAAGGUGUUGUCGAAGAAUUUUAUCUAAACAGAUGGAACAGUCUCUGAGCUCUCUUGCAUACAAGGGUUCUAUACCUGAAGCAAUCAGUGAAGCAAAGAAGCAGAGGAAACUUUUUGUCGUGUAUAUUUCAGGUCAAGAUUCUGACUCUAGUCAUUUGGAAAACUCCACAUGGACUGAUCUAAAUGUUGCAGUCUCCGUAUCAAAGUACUGCAUCUUAUUGCAUAUUCCUGAAGAAAGCACUGAUGCUGCAAACUUUUCUGCAAUAUACCCACAGAAAUCAGCACCAUGUAUAACAGCGAUUGGAUUCAAUGGUGUACAACUUUGGCAAAAUGAGGGUUUUGUCAGUGCUGAAGUUCUGGCGUCCAGUUUAGAGAAGGUGUGGUUGAGUCUACAGAUCCAGGAAACAACUGCAACUGUUAUGAGUGCAGCUCUUGCUUCAAAGAAAUCUGAACCAUCUAUUUCCGGGAUUCCUACUACUGCCUCAACUGAUGGAAGUUCCUCAAGUACAGCUGUUCUCUCUGAUCAAGGAAGUUCCUCAAGUACGGUUGUUCCAUUGUCUUUAACAGACAAAAAUGGUCAAUCACAAGAUGCUGUGGAGGGCGCCCCUAACAUGAUGAACGAAAGUAAAGGUCCUGAUUGCAAAUUUGAGGAUAAAACCAAGGAUUUAAGAGACAAGACAUCUUUGAAACCAGUUGAUGGUGAUGAGUUAAAGUGUGUCGGGGAAAAACAGUCCAGCAGCAGCUCUUCCACUGAAGCUGGCCAAGGAUCAAAGGAUGUUGCUAUAAAAGAGAGCACUUCUGGAGGUGACCAUAUUUCUUCCAUUACUGAAGGUGGAAGCCCCAGAGGGAUCACAGUUAAUCAAUCUGUCUUGGUAGGAGGUUCACAAGCAUCUAUUGUUGGAGAAAAUGAAACUUUGAAAAUUGGAAACAGUGAAGCUGAAGAUGAUAAGAGGGUUGAUGGAACAAGUGAUGCUCACUACCUCAGAGAGCUCACUGUUAAUCAAUCUGGUAUCUUGGGAGGAGGUUCACAAGCAUUUAGUAUUGAAGAAAAUGAAGCUGUGCAAGUUGUAAAGGGUGAAGCUGAAGACCUUAAGAAGGUUGAUGCAGUUGAAAAUGCUAGAAGGGUGAAUAGAUCAAGUGAUGCUUAUUUGAAUAUCCGAUUACCCGAUGGUACCAGCCUGCAAGAGAUGUUUUCUUUGACAAGCACUUUAAGAAUUGUCAAAGGGUAUAUUGAUGAAAACCAAGGAAGUGGUAUCGGUAGUUAUGACCUAGCCAUCCCUUAUCCUCGCAAGGUAUUCACUGAGCAAGAUCUAAGUAAACCAUUAUCUGAGUUGGGCCUGUAUGAUAGACAAGCAUUGAUAGUGGUUCCACAUCAGCAAGGGACUGGUUACCUCAGAGGGAGAUCUUCACUCACAGACCAAACAGUUUCAAGAAAUAUUGUUGAUACCCCAAAUGGAAGCAAUGGGAGCUACUUUUCGUUUGUGAAGAGAGUUUUGUCUUUCAUAAAUCCUUUCUCUUAUUUAGGUGGUGGUGCUAGCUCAUCAAGUUCAGAAGAGCAAUCCCAAAAUGGCAUGUGGCAAUAUAGCCCAAAUCCUACAGUUCGAAAUAACUUAACCCAAAGCACUUCUGAAAGUGGUAGAACUGAAGGGAGCCGCAGGCGGCCACCAGCAUCUCCUUUUGGAAGUAAUAUUCACACACUGAAACAUGAUGAAGAUGAUGAACGAUUCAGUGAUAGAAACAAGUUCUGGAAUGGUAAUUCUACACAGUAUGGUGGCGAUGAUGACAGCAAAUAAUGAUGCAUGCUGUGUGCUAUACAGUAUACUUUGUGUUUACACUAAACAGUUUGAUUUGGAAUCCAUAUAAUGGAUUCCCAACAUUCAUGUUCUGGAUGUGAAUGAGUCAAAUUACUUCAGAUAGACGUCGCCUGGUAAAUAUUCUUGUUGAUCUGAAAAUAGAGGUAUAGAUAAUAAGCGCAAGUUCUGGUGUCCUUAACACUCAUCUCUUUUCAUAUUAGUAAUGUUGUAUUCUUUUGUAUUCAUACAGAGUUGAAGGAAUACAUACUUCGCAAGUCUUUUUUGCCCUUCCUGAAUAAGUUCUCGAUC
Rosa rugosa (rugosa rose) is the source of this 2254-nucleotide messenger RNA. RefSeq names its product plant UBX domain-containing protein 11. The transcript has 10 exons. The record is from RefSeq and is a predicted model, not a curated record. Gene Ontology annotation, molecular function: protein binding. Lineage: Eukaryota; Viridiplantae; Streptophyta; Magnoliopsida; Rosales; Rosaceae. Bases 185 to 1945 code for a protein of 586 amino acids.